Molecule: messenger RNA, 1478 nt
Organism: Gossypium raimondii (Peruvian cotton)
Lineage: Eukaryota; Viridiplantae; Streptophyta; Magnoliopsida; Malvales; Malvaceae
Product: protein DOWNY MILDEW RESISTANCE 6
Exons: 4
Coding region: 16-1131 (371 amino acids)
Source: RefSeq, a predicted model, not a curated record
ACUCAAUUCAUUUCAAUGAACUUGAAUGAAAUAAGUAAAUAUUGCUCUCAACACUCCCUCGUCUCCACCGUCGCCCCUCUUCUCUUGUAUUUCCUUUUGGGGAUUCCGAUUUGGGAUAUGGAUACAAAGGUACUUUCCUCUGGAAUCCGAUAUUCUAACUUACCGGCAAAUUACGUCAGACCGGAAUCGGAGCGUCCCCGUUUAUCCGAAGUCUCCGAAUGUGAAGACGUUCCUGUUAUCGAUUUAGGGUGUGAGGACAGAACCCAUAUUAUUCAACAAAUUUGUCAUGCUUGCAUGCGUUAUGGAUUUUUUCAGGUAAUUAAUCACGGAGUUUCCAAAGAAACAGUUGAAAAAAUGUUGCAAGUAGCACAUGAUUUCUUUGAGUUGCCAUUAGAGGAGAAACUGAAGCUUUACUCCGAUGACCCUUCUAAAACAAUGAGACUUUCCACUAGUUUUAAUGUGAAUAAAGAGAAGGUUCAUAACUGGAGAGAUUAUCUAAGAUUACACUGCUACCCUCUUCACAAAUAUGUCCCUGAGUGGCCUUCAAAUCCUCCUCCUUUCAAGGAUAUUGUAAGUAAUUACUGUGUAGAAGUUCGAGAACUUGGGUAUAGAUUACAAGAAUUAAUAUCCCAGAGCUUGGGCUUGGAAAAAGACUACAUUAAGAAUGUUCUUGGCGAGCAAGGCCAGCAUAUGGCUGUCAACUAUUACCCACCAUGUCCCGAACCAGAGCUGACUUAUGGAUUGCCUGGACAUACAGACCCCAAUGCUCUUACAAUUUUGCUUCAGGACUUACAAGUUGCGGGACUCCAAGUACUCAAAGACGGCAAAUGGCUCGCCGUUAAUCCUCAACCGGAUGCUUUUGUUAUUAACAUCGGUGAUCAAUUACAGGCAUUGAGUAAUGGGAGGUACAAGAGCGUGUGGCAUCGAGCGGUCGUGAAUGCCAAUAAGGAAAGGAUGUCAGUUGCUUCUUUCCUCUGCCCGUUUGACCGUGCCUUGAUCAGCCCCGCAAAGCCUCUCACCGAGGACGGAUGUGAAGCUGUAUACAGGGAUUUUACUUAUGCAGAGUACUACAGUAAGUUUUGGAGCAGGAACUUGGACCAAGAACAUUGUUUGGAACUUUUCAAAAACUAAUAUCGGCUUUCGUCCCCGCCCGCUUCAGAUGCUUGACUUCUAUUGUUUCCAUAGACUUGUCGGUUUUACCUGAAUGCCUGUAUAUUAUUGCAGAAUCACUAGACGGCCCCUAUUAUUAUUAUUGUUGUUAUUAUUAUUAUUCAUUGCAGUACGCCAUUUUUAAUGCAGCAUAACUAUAUUGCUGGCCAUCAUUGCAGCCAUUUUAGCAAGCCUACUCUGUAACUUAUGAUCCAUAUGUAGCAUGGGAUUGUUUUGUACUGAUAUUGCACUUAUCUUUAUUAUUGUAUUCUAGCAUACAGCACAACAUUAUCUGUAAUAAAAUGAUUGUAUGCAGAUGAUUUAUAUUA